Molecule: messenger RNA, 2606 nt
Organism: Ogataea polymorpha
Lineage: Eukaryota; Fungi; Ascomycota; Pichiomycetes; Pichiales; Pichiaceae
Exons: 1
Coding region: 1-1068 (355 amino acids)
Biological process (GO): regulation of vacuole fusion, non-autophagic; protein phosphorylation; vacuolar protein processing
Cellular component (GO): Golgi apparatus; cytoplasm
Molecular function (GO): ATP binding; protein serine/threonine kinase activity
Source: RefSeq, a predicted model, not a curated record
AUGGCUCUUCUGGACUGCGUGGGACUGUGCUUCCCGUGCAUCUUCAACACAACGCCCGUGCUGAAGAUCAACCAGACAUCGUUCAGGAUCCUCAAUCUGCUGGGCGAGGGCGGUUUCUCCUACGUGUACCUUGUGCAAUCGAAAAACAACCACGGCUUGUAUGCGCUCAAGAAAAUACGCUGCCCGUUCGGCAACUCUAACUUCAAGGCCGCCAUGAAGGAGGUGGACAACUACCGCGAAUUUCGCUCGCCCUACAUCAUCAAGUCGAUCGACUCGUCGGUUGUCCAGGAGCCAGACGGCUCCAAAACCAUAUACAUCCUGCUGCCCUACUUUGAAAAUGGCUCGUUGCAGGACAUCAUUAACAAGAACAGCGUGAACAACGCGCGCAUGGACGAAACUGAGGCGCUGCGAUUGUUUGUCGGCGUCUGUCGCGGACUCCAAUCAAUGCAUCGUCACCAGGUCUCUAAGAACUACACGAUUGUCUCGUCGAUGGAACCAAACGACAGCGACGGAGCCGACGAAAAUAACCCCUUCCUGAGCAACGUUGAAGAGAGCAUACGGGAUGGCACAGAGCUACAGGAAACGGUUAGUUUUGCACACAGAGACAUAAAGCCGGCCAACGUCAUGCUGGCCAAGGACGGCACGCCGGUGUUGUGUGACCUGGGCUCGUGCGAAAGGGCGCGGGUCAGCAUCAAGUCGCGGGCCCAGGCCAUCACCGUCCAGGAGCUUAGCAAUGAGCACUGCACUCUGCCGUAUCGCGCGCCAGAGCUGCUCGACAUCAAGGUCGGCGACAAAAUCGACGAGAAAAUCGACAUCUGGUCGCUCGGCUGCACGCUGUACGCGCUGCUGUACGGCUACUCGCCGUUCGAGCGGGAGGAGCUCGUCAACGGGGCCAACAUCACGCUAGCAAUCAGCUCGGGCAGCUACAGCUUCCCACCAACGCCAGAAUACUCGCCCGCGCUCAAGGACCUCGUCCGCUACUGUCUCGUGGUUGACCCGGCCCAAAGACCGUCGAUCGAGGACGUGCUGACCCGUGCGCUAGCGGUGCAACGCGAGGUGUCAGGGUAGGGUGCGAGGUGUGACUAGAAGGUGGAACCGGAAAAAAAAAUAAGUGUAAAGUAUUUCUUUCGUGUUCAUGACCUCGUACCAGAACGGCACGGCGCAGAUUCCGGGCUGGAACGACUGUCCGGACACAGUGCUGAACCGGAGCCAGACGAAUCUGGCGAGCUUACCGAGCGCAGACGCGGGGGGCGGUGCCGAUCUGGCCGGAAUUCGGGAGAAAUUGCGCGAGAUCUUGGCCUUGCCAACCACGCUUUCCGAGCGCGAGCUGGCCUAUCACCGAAACAAGCUGGAGAAGGCGACAGAAAGCGUGGAGAAUUUGAUUUUUGCGGGCGCCAUGGUCGAUCUGAGCCGGCAGGGUGACCAAAAACAGCUGGAGCAGAGCAUUUUGGAGUACAUGAUGGCCAAGUCGAACGGCAGCUGGUGUGGCUCGCUCAAGAAGGUAUUGGUGCACGCCAAAAAAUGAGGGCAUGGGCCCAUCAACGUUUUGAUCCCCAACCGUCUCCGUUUGUGAGGAUGGCCUGUCAAAUUUAGCAGUGCUGGUUAACUCGAGCUAUUCCCUGAUGUGGAAAAUUGGGCUUUCCGGCACACACCGUUUUUGUCGACAGCCACUUAAGGACACGAGCAGAGCACGCAACUUGAUAGGAUGUCCUGCUGGCGUGACAGCACAGGCGGUUGUCUUACUAGCGAAUCUGUCGGGAUGUGUAUUGGGCUUGCUACCAACUACAUUUGCUUGAAUUACCAUUAAAACUCAUUUAGAUAAUACAUGUCUAAAACUAUAUGAGCCUAAGCAAGUUACAAUAAGAGAAGGGCCAUACCUCCGAGGACGGCAGCUCCAGCAGGAGCAAUGGCCAUGGCAUCGUUCUCAAACGUGCUGAUGGCCGAUGAGGAGCAGUUGCCCGGGCAGACGGUAUUGAUUUCGGUUGAGACAGCGGUGACUCGGGAAGUGACAGAAGUGACGGACCCUGAAUGGUAGGUCGAGGUCAGGGAGGAAGAAGACGCGUUUGGACCGGUGGACGAGCCUGAAGCGGUACUGGCACUUGACAGAGGCUGAGGCUUGACGUUUUUCAAUGAAAUGGCGGUGCAGCUGUUGGAAGGGACGUUUUCCGAGUUUUUGUAGUACAUGAGCUCAUACAAGGUGCUGGAGUACCUGUACGGGUCGUUGGUGUUCUUACAGGCGUAGAAACCGUCGCUGGAGCCGUUCACCUGAAGAGUGCCAUCGCUGUCAAAGGUGAAGCUUUCGUAGCCAAUGGUGGCUCCCCAGGCAACGUAUGGGGCCCCUCCCAAGGUGAUUGGGAAGUCGUACUGGGCCUGUGGGGCAAUAAGCUUUUUUGUGGCGGCGUCGUAGUCCCAGGUGUAGCUGGAGCCGUCGGCCAAGAAGAGGUAGUCGAGGGCGGCUCCCUCAUGUCUUGGCUCGAGCCCCUUGCUGCGGAAUUCUGCGCUGGGGGCGUCAACGUAGAGACUAACCUUUUCGGCCAGGACGGAAGCAACGGUGGUAGCAAGGGCUAGUGUGGAGGAAAAUCUCAUUGUACGACUCUCAGGAAAAG